Messenger RNA from Phytophthora nicotianae INRA-310, 1821 nucleotides. RefSeq lists its product as hypothetical. NCBI's taxonomy places the organism in Eukaryota, Oomycota, Peronosporomycetes, Peronosporales, Peronosporaceae. The transcript has a single exon. Bases 1318 to 1797 code for a protein of 159 amino acids. The record is from RefSeq and is a predicted model, not a curated record.
UGACGAUCCCCGAUCCGAAUUUAGUCUGCACGUCGGUGCCUUCCAGCGCCUUGGGGUAGAAAUCAAUCAUAUCGGCGUUAAGGUAUGCCACCGCGCCCCAUACGAGCUGAAUCUGUGCCGAUCCGCGCUGCGGGUCCACCGAGAGGAUAUGCCCGGCGCCAAACUUGGUGAUCACGGGCUGUCCCUGGUGGUAUUUGCUCGCUACAAACGUGUACGAGGUCGUAGCAAUGUUCUUGAGCAACGUCAAGCCUGCAACAGCAGGGGGCGGACUGGCACUGGAGCGUCUGGAGCGCGUACGUCUCGAUUCCCAGUCCACAUUACUGCCCUCCGACAUUCCCCGUGGACGCCGCUGCACCGAUCCUUGUCCAUUCUUGCUGAUGUCUGCCGCUCGGACAUCGGACGGUCGGAGCUGGAGCUCAUACUCACCAAGGCCACCGCCUGCUCCUAAGCGCAGCGUGUACAGCUGCUCACGGAUAUCAUACUUCAACACGCGUCCGGAUCCGGACGGCGUGUGCACGCGCUCACCUACAAGCGCCGGGACGACCUGUGUCUUCUCCAGUUCUGUAGCAUUGAGGAACAGUAGUCCGGACGCCUGCAGUUCAAUGGCAGCAACGCCGUCGUCGCCUCGGAUCGCCAUGAUCUUACCGAGUCCAAAGGGGGUGGCUACGCGUGCACCUGCCGAUUUGGUGGUCAGAUCCUGAUCCGAGACGGCGUCGAUGCUGCGAGAGUGCGGCUUCCUGGGAGUGGAGCCCGAGGGCGUCUUAGGCGUGUGACGGGGCUUAACGAGGAAGAGUUUGGAGGACGAGGUGAGUCCAGCGCGUGCGAACGAGUAGACUGCCUUGAGCGCAGGGCGAGGCGCAGACUCGGCGUCGCUCUCGCUUUCGGGCUGCGUGUCCAGCCGACCCUUGCGCUGUACUGAAGGACACGACUGCUGGCGGCGCAGAUAAGGAGCUCCCGACUGGCUGGACUCGGCGCUCUCGGUCUCAGAUACAUCGUCGCAUGAGUCUUCCAUCUCGGACGUAGCGGUGGGUGCGCGACGCGGCUUCGUAUGCUUGGCCGUGGAGCCGCUGGGCUUCCACGCCAGCAUAUCGGACAGCGACGCCAGCAUCGUCAAGUAAGUCUGUGGUUUGCUCUCUGCUCCGAAAUGCGGAAGUGCGCAGGAUGCUGCAGGAAGAUGGAGAAUGCUCUUGAGUUCACUGGCGCGUCUGCCGCGAAAGGCCUGGCUUUACGAUCGUGAAAAGGAAGGUGGGAACAACCGCGAGAGAGAAAGAGCCGCCCAAACUUCGGUGCGAAACUGCCUGUUGAUGGCCGGGCGCAAUGGCAAAUGGCAAAUGGCUGCAUCCACGGCUUGCCAGGACGACUUCCCUGGAAGGCGCCGCUGCGGUGCCGCUGGCGAGGCCACAACUCAAAUCCACUCGAACCGGAGCCCUAGCGUUACCAGCGUCUCAAGAGAAGGCGUGCAUAGCGAAACCCAUCCGUGGAGAUCCACUUAUCCAUUUUUUUAAGUUCGCGAUUCAUGCCAGUAGCGGGCGCAGUCGGCAGGCCCUGCACUGGGUCGUCGCAGCUUGCAACUGCAGCAGCAUUUUUCAUCGAGAAAAUCGUUUCAGACGCCACAUUGACAGCGAACGCGACUGCGUCGAUUCGCCAUCACGAUACAAUUCCCCAUACAAAACUGAUCUGGUAAAGUGUGGAAACGAUCCACUCAAUUGCCAAGAGCAUCUUCAAUCGUUAUUGCAGCGUGUGCAGCGUGUGUGUGUGUGUGUGGCUGUGUCGUUGCGGCGUUUUGCUUCCUUCUAGUACAUUACCUUGAAGUACAUACAC